This is a messenger RNA of Momordica charantia (bitter melon), 2637 nucleotides long. RefSeq names its product receptor-like protein 1. The record is from RefSeq and is a predicted model, not a curated record. NCBI's taxonomy places the organism in Eukaryota, Viridiplantae, Streptophyta, Magnoliopsida, Cucurbitales, Cucurbitaceae. Gene Ontology annotation, molecular function: protein binding.
AAGAAAAAUGGUUGAGAAGUUGAAAAUGGGCAAGAAACAACAGUUGCUGCUGCUGCUCAUUUUGGUGGUGGAAUUGCAGUUGCAGGGAUACAAUAUUAAUGGGUGCUCAGAAAAAGAAAGAAUAGGGUUGUUGGGCCUCAAGGAUUUCUUCACCAAACACAGGCUGAGCAUGGAUCCUCUCACAUCUUGGAGUGGGAGCAGCAACUGUUGCCAAUGGAGUGGAGUUCAGUGCCAUCCCGUCUCUGCUCUUACAAUCGAUCUCUCCCUCACCACUUUGUUGAACAACGACGAUUCUAUCCAUCCACUAAUUUACUUUUUCGAUGCUUCUCUCUUAAGGCCUUUCCAUAAAUUGGAAUCGCUUGACUUGUCUUACAAUGGGUUUUCUGGCUUCACCAAUCACCAAUAUUUCAACAACUUGAGAGAAUUGAUGCUGAGCAAUAAUAAAAUCAAUGACUCAAAGCUAUUACAAGGAUUAUGCAAAUCAAACAAAUUGGUGAGAUUGGAUCUAAGUUCCAAUCAGAUUUCAGGUCAAUUUCCACCAUGUCUCCUAAACUUGAGUAGCCUUGAAUUUCUAGACAUUUCUUCCAAUCAAUUCACUGGAAUCCUCCCACCCACCAUUUCCAAUCUCAAAUCAAUCAAGAUCUUGCAGCUUGAUGACAAUAACUUUGAAGGCCCAUUCUCCUUCAGCUCCUUAGCCAACUUAUCAAAACUCAAAGUAUUUCAACUCUCAACCAAAACCAUGACCAACAACUUACAAGUGGAAACUGAAAAUCCCUCCUUCUCACCCACUUUUCAAUUGAAUGUCCUCAAGUUGAGCAAUUGCAACCUCAAUACCAAAAAUGGCUCUUCAAACAUUCCCAACUUCUUGUCCACACAACACCACCUUAAAUUUGUCGACCUUUCCCACAACAACUUGGUUGGAACAGUCCCUGUCUGGUUGUUGCAAAACAACACAAAUUUGGACCACCUAAUUUUGACCAACAACUCCCUCAUUGGAAAUCUCCAACUUCCUAGUUUCAAACAUCCUUUGACAAACUUGAAACUUUCUUGCAACAGCCUAAGUGGCCAGCUUCCCAGUGACAUGGGUUUCCUUCUCCCAAAUCUUGUUCACUUCAACAUUUCAAGGAAUAAUUUUGAAGGCAAUCUUCCUUCCUCAAUUACAACAAUGAGAAGCUUGAACAUAUUUGAUUUGUCAAAUAAUAGAUUUUCUGGGAAGUUACAAAUGUCUAUGUUUAGUAACAUGUCUCAACUAAGUCGUUUGCAAUUGAGAAACAAUAAUUUCAGUGGAAGUAUUGAAGAUGGAGUACAAGACAUCCCAGAUUUGAUUGUGUUGGAUAUAUCAAAGAAUCUUAUAUCAGGUAAAAUUCCUCAUUGGAUUGGCAGCUUGACAAAUCUUCUAUAUCUCCAAGUGGCAAAAAAUCAUUUACAAGGAAAAUUAUCCUCUAAACUUUGCUCCCUUCACUAUCUCAAGUUCUUAGAUGUCUCUCAAAAUCAAUUGUCUGGCCCCAUACCCUCUUGCUUCAACCUUCCUUCGCUGAAGUACUUGUACAUGCAAGACAACAAUUUCUCUGGGCCAAUUCCAAAAGCUUUCUCAAGAAGUUCAGAGCUAACCGUGCUCGACUUGAGUCGUAAUAGCUUCUCGGGACGCAUUCCGAAUUGGAUAUCGAGAUGUUCGAGUUUACGAUUCCUUUUGUUAAAAGGAAACCAUUUUCGAGGUUUGAUUCCUCGACGAGUAUGCGAGUUAAGAGAAAUGAGUAUUAUGGAUGUUUCGAGUAACGAGCUUAAAGGAGCAGUACCCUCAUGCUUAAGUAAUAUGUCAUUUGGGGUUUCAAAAUGGGCAGAAAUUAGUCCUUAUGAAUCAAUGGGAAGUAGUUUUAUAAGCGUUUUCUCCGUUGAACUUGAUGUUGUAGUUAAAGGAAAGCCUGUGUGGUGGAGUAUCAGUCAUGAAAACAAGUACUCCGAAGGACAAAUCCAAGUAGAUUUCAUUACCAAAAAUAGAUCGGAACAGUACAAAGGAAGUGUUUUGUUGUACAUGGCUGGACUCGAUUUGUCAUCUAAUCAACUAACCGGUAACAUUCCACUGCAAAUUGGAGAGUUGCAAAAAGUUCAUGCCUUGAACUUUUCGCACAAUAAGUUUGAAGGGCGAAUACCGAACACCAUUUGCAAUUUAAAAGAAUUGGAGAGUUUGGAUCUUUCUUAUAACUUUCUGAACGGUGAUAUUCCUUCUAAACUGUCUGAGCUCGAUUUUCUUUCUUUCUUCAACGUGUCGUACAACAAUUUGUCUGGCAUGAUCCCAAUAUCGCCGCACUUCAAAACGUUUCUUGAAAGCAGUUAUUUGGGUAACCCCAACCUUUGUGGGCCACUUGUCGGAAGAGAUUGCUCGGGUCGUUUUAAGUUGACACCGAACAAUCGAUAUAAUGAUUUUGGAGAUGAAGAUGGAAGGGUUAUAUAUGUAGAAGGAUUCUACUGGAGUUUUAUUGUAUCAUAUUUUACAAUAUUAUUGGGGCUCUUCAUAGUUCUCUUUAUCAACCCUCGAUGGAGGAAUGUGUGGUUUUACUUUGUUGACGUUUGUUGCUCUUAUUUAUGCGAGUGUAUUUAAGAGGUGUGUUCAAUAGAAGAUAAAGUUUCAAGAUUAAA